Molecule: messenger RNA, 8156 nt
Organism: Stegostoma tigrinum
Lineage: Eukaryota; Metazoa; Chordata; Chondrichthyes; Orectolobiformes; Stegostomatidae
Product: zinc finger protein 271-like
Exons: 3
Coding region: 1084-2016 (310 amino acids)
Biological process (GO): regulation of transcription by RNA polymerase II
Cellular component (GO): nucleus
Molecular function (GO): RNA polymerase II cis-regulatory region sequence-specific DNA binding; DNA-binding transcription activator activity, RNA polymerase II-specific
Source: RefSeq, a predicted model, not a curated record
GGCGUGGGUGGUGUCACGGACGUAGGUAGGGAGUUCCUGGACCAAAGGGGAGAAAAUGGAGUCCAGAUAGGUGGAGAUGAGUUCGGUGGGGCAGGAGCAGGCUGAGAUGAUGGGUCGACCAGGACAGGCAGGAAAGUACAGGUAUUGCUCAUAGACAUAAACACUUACCAACAGGUGGUGAUGAACCCAACACAGCAACUAGGUAAUAGGAAUACCCAGACAUUGAAGAGACCAAAGGAUGCAGGACAUAUAACCAAGAAUACAUGAGAAUGAAACCAGAAGCCAUGAACACCCACUGCUUCUGUGGACUUCCUGAAGUAUACAAACUAGACAUACCUGUCAGAUCCAUUGUCUCCCUACAGGGCAUAUCUUCACACAAGUGCCUCCAACAGAGACUAAAACACCCAGUCGAUGGAUCACCCAAUUGCUUCCACUCAACCCAAGAAUUUCUUAAUACCCUCAAGAACAAAAAAAUCAGCGACGACGAAAUUGGGGUAUCUUUAGAUGUCACAGCAUUAUUCACAUCAAUUGACAUCCCACUAGCUGAAGAAACACUGGCCACAUUACUAGAGAAAGCAGGAAUGCAGAUCAGUAGCUCCAUGAUAACAUGCUCAAACUACAAGACUUGUGCCUCACCUUGUCUUUAAUGGAGGGUUACACCAUACUACACCGAAGAAUACAGAGAGAAUAGAUACCACAGAUAGAUCCUGACCAUCACAGCACAACUGUGGGAAGACAUCCAACCACUUCACACGUUGUUUAGCACAGAAGGUUGGGUAGUGAAACCAUCAUCUGGAAAUCAGUUUGAUCUGGGGAACUUUAACAUAUCAUCAGAUCUGAAACUGCUCAGUUGUGUGCAGCCUUUCUGAAGGUUUGGCCGUCGGUGAUCAGUCAGGGUGAGGCUGGGAAAAAGUGUAAGCAGCUUCAAGUGUGUUGACAGCUACAAUCAUUCUUUCAGCCUCAUGAACCACUGACUCAUUCAUAGAAGUGAGAGGCUGUUCAAGUGAGGGCUGUGUGAGAGGAAAGCUCACAAACUGGUGAGAUCUCUUCCACACAACAUAUAUCCAUUGUAAAUCUGUUUUCAUGGAAGAGAAAGUUUCAACUGAGAUGUGCAAUCAAACUUUGGCAAAGUCAUCGAUGCUGAUGAAUCAGCAACGCAUGCACACUCGGGAGAAGCCAUUCAAAGGCGAGAUAUUCAAACAGGGUUUUAGAGGGCGAUCAGACCUGGUGAAGUAUCAGCACUUUCGCACAGGGAAAAGGGCAUUCACAUGUGACAUGUGUGAAAAAUCUACUUCCUCAUCAUCAGAACUCCGCAUACACCAGCGUAUUCACACAGGGGAGAAACCAUUCACGUGUGAAAUGUGUAACAAAUCAUUCUCGUCAUCAUCAAACCUCCGCAAACACCAACGCAUUCACAAAGGAGAGAAACCAUUUCAGUGUGAGGUGUGUGACAAAUCAUUCACACACUCAGGAACUCUACGCAGACACCAACGUAUUCACACAGGAGAGAAGCUGUUUAAGUGCGAGGUGUGUUGCAAAUCAUUCUCCAAUUCAUCAAGACUCCUGCUGCAUCAUAGGAUUCACACAGGAGACAAGCCAUUCACAUGUGAAGUCUGUGAUAAAUCAUUCUCAGACUCAUCGAACCUCCGCAGGCAUCAAAGCAUCCACACUGGGGAGAAACCAUUUCGGUGUGAGGUGUGUGACAAAUCAUUUCCCAGUUCAUCAAGACUCCUGCUCCAUCAAAGCACUCAUACGGGAGAUAAACUGUUCACUUGUAAGGUGUGUUACAAAUCAUUCUCCCAGUCUUCAAGCCUACACACGCAUCAACGCAUCCACACAGGUGAGAAACCGUUCACAUGUGAUGUGUGUAUCAAAUCAUUCUCAAAUUCAUCAACUCUCCGCAGACACCAACGCACUCACACAGGGGAGAAACCAUUUACAUGUGAAGUGUGUGAUAAAUCGUUCUCAAGGUCCUGGAACCUCCUGCUCCAUCAGAAGAUCCACAUAGGAGAGUAACACUCAAGUAUGAGGUUUGUCAUUAACCUUUUGUGGUGUCUUCAACCACUGGGUAAUCCAUAGUAUUCACACAUGGGAGAAAAUCCUUCAAGUGCAAUUUUGUGACUGUCUUUAUACGUUGUGGUUCAACCAGACACUCAGAGGGGAGAAAGAACUCACUCCAAAAGGCUAUCAUAAAACAUUUACACAGUUGUUGGAUUGCUUGGAACUUUGGACCUUUUCAAACAUCAAUGAAUCCACAUGGUACACCAAAUGUUUCCAGUGUGAUGUGUGUCAGGAUUCUUCCGCAUCCUUCUCUCUCAUGAGAUACAAACUUCUCCAUACAGACUCUGGACCUGCUUCCACUGCACGGAGUUGUCUGUUUUGUUUAUCCUCCAGUGUUCACAGAGCGGAGCGGUCAUUCCAAAACUCUCCUGCCAUCAGUCCAAUCAUUUCAAGGUUAAUUUAACCUUUGAGCAAAUCACCAAACAUCACCAAAAGAAGGUUCUUGCAGAGGAUCACUUCAGUUGUAAUGUUUGCAAUAAGCUCACACUGCAGGGUGUUCAGUGGGACUGGGACACAGAACAAGAAGCAGCUUUCACUCCCAUCAAACACCUAGUGAUGACAUCACCAGUGCUGAGGGAUUAUGAUGUCAGCAAUGGAGCCACCCUGCAGUGUGAUGUCAGUGACACAGGACUUGGAGUAAUCCCCAUGCAGUGAGGGCAACCCGUUGGGUUUGUAUCCAGUUAACACAGACUGAACAACACUGUACACUGAUGGAGAAAGUGAGCUUGGUCAUUGUCUUUAGAUUUUAAGCAUUUUAACCAAUAUCUCUUUGCUGGAGAGAAUAUAAUGGUGGAGCCUGACCAUAAGCCUUUUCAAAGCAUCUUUGUUAAACCACAUCUAUCAGCUGUUCCUUCAGUUGUAGAUACAUCACUUAGAAAUGAACCAAGAGAAGCAGAUAAAAAUCACUAACAAGCAUUCAAGAGCUUCACUGCCUUUGAAGGAAGGUGAUGCUGGUACAGAAUGCUAAAUCUUUCAGAUUCAACAAGAAACAACAGAACAACAUACUCUGCCAGACAUCAAUGCAGAAGAGUCACUGAUGCAGAUCCUCUGGUCCCUGCAUCAUCAGACACUGAACAUCCAAAUGUAUAUUUUAAGUUGUGACACAAUGACUUCAUGUAAAUCGCCUGAAGGUUGCAACGUCUGACACUUACACGCUCUGAUAAAAAUGUCUGACUCUGAGUUAGAUGCAAAAAUUUGGGAGAAUUUUGUCAUAUUUAACUGAACAAUUACCCAGAAAAUGUUAGUUAGGAAACUACCUAGUUUAAAUCCUGGAUAACAACACAACUGAAUCCUCCAAUCAUCCACAAUGAUGUUCCAACUGCAUCCUUCAUCUCCCAAGUGUCCCCCACACACCAGGCAACCUCUCAAACCCUACCUGACUGCCUUCUCUAUCAACCUGACUAUCCCCCAUCUAUUCUCACCCAUCCUAGUCUCAGACUCAAUCAGAUUAACCCCUGAUUUUACAACUUCCUUACUGGCCAGUUGCGUUACCCAGUGAGUACUCUGCCAACUUAACAACACAUAACUCCCAUUCCUACUGAACUAUCAGUCCACCCACUCACCAUCUCAUCACCUGCUAUUUUACCUCACCAUCGCUGACUGCCCACCCGUCUACUCACCCUGUCAGCUGACUCAGAUGUUAUCAACAGACCUUGUGUUCAAGUACACAGUUCUUUGAAGUUGGUGUCACCUGUAAACGGGGUGGUUAAGGAGGCGUUUGGCACACAUUGUUAUGUUGAGGUUGUACAAAACAUUGGUGAGGCCUCGUCUGGAAUACUGUGUCCCGUUCUAGUCUCCCUAUUAUGGGAAGGAUAUUAAUAAGCUGGAGAAGGUUCAGAAGAGAUUUACCAGGAUGUUGCCAGGUUUGAGUUGUAAGGAAAGGCUGGAUAGUUUGGGUCUGUUUUCACUGCAGGGUAGGAAGUUGAGGGGUGACCUUUUUGAGGUUUAUAAAAUCAUAAAGGGUAUAGAUAAAGGAGGCAGUUAGUUCGGUGUCUUUUCCAUCGGGUGAGGGAUUUCCAGACUAGGAGGCAUAUUUUUAAGGUGAGAGGAGAAAGAUUUUAAAAAGACAUGAUGGGCAACUUUAGUUUGUACACAGAGUGGUUCAUGUGUGGAAUGAACAUCCACUGGAAAUGGUGGAUGCAGGUACAGUUACAACAUUUGUAUAAGUUCAUGAAAAGAAAUAUCUGGAGGGAUUUGAGCCAAGUCCAGGCUGGUGGGACUUGUUUAGUUUGGGAUUACGGUCAGAUGAACUGGUUGGAUGAAAGGGUCUGUUUUCGUACCGUAUGACUCUAUGACUCAUUUAGCAACCCACCCCCGCCACCCACUCACUAAUAUUCACACUGGACAUUUACCUCACAGCAUCUCGUGCAGUUAAAGUGGGUAUGGUUUCUUUACUGAACGCUGUCACUACUCUGUGUGGAUUCCUUCAUUGGUUCUCCUCACUGCGCUCUUGCACGGAUGCUCUUCACUGUUAUAUGGAUAAAUACCUGCACAAGGGAGAUCUGCUGGUUGCUACACUGGAACACACUUUGAGGGAAGGUAUUCUUUGAUUCUUGGGGGCUACUGCUUAAUUCUCACUUGCUGUUUUAUGAUUUGUUGCAGUUAUAUGUUAACAUUUUGUUCUGUAUUCAUGUUGAAGUAGCGGUUCCUUGAAGUCAAACUGGAGGAGAAUUAGAAUAAUUUAUCAAUAUCCUCAACAUUAUUAAUCCUAUUAAACCUGAAGAUGCAACAUUCCUGGAAGCUAUCAAUUUUCUAGAUACUGUAGUACUUAAAUUGGCAUAGGACAACAUGUACAAGUUAACAACAAGUUUUUUCUCUGACUGUCAUAUACUUGGACAGACAAAAAGCCAUUUAACAUUAGCACACCUUCCAGAGACUAGUGAGGCUACAACUAAUGUGUUUUAAUUGGAAAUGUAGAAAACUGGAACAUUUUAACUGUCAGUUACUAUUCUUUUCAUUACAUCACAAAUCUCAAUCUCAGAUUUAAAUGCAUUAAUUGCCACAGUAUUCAUUUAAAUCAUCUACUACUUUUCCCCGUAGCGCCUGAACAUACGCAGUUGUAAGCUAGAGAUUCCACAUUUGUUUUUACAUCUUUGUCAUUAACUCAGUGAUUUCAAGAUUUCCUAGUUCACGGUCAGCUUUGUUUCUUCACUGACAGAUUUGAAACUAUUCUCUUUUCUUUGCUGCUUCUACCUCUGCCUUGCCUGUCUGCCUGUCUCUCUCUCUCCCUCAGAAGGGGAAAUAAAAGCUGGCUCAUGAGUGAUUGAAUAACAAAUAAAAGAAGUCUCUCCAUCUCUGCCCACUAUCCCCACACUGUUCUCAUCUCCCAUUCUCACCUAGCCCCAUUGUGGCCUCCCUCUAGUGCCAGCAAACCCCAGGCUCUGGCAGGCAGAUGUCUGUCUUGAGAAAAGUCAAAUUCUCAUUUUUCCCUUUCACUACUGGCAAAACAGCAAUUCUAAUUCUAAUUUCCUAUCUUCAUCCACAUCUUCCAGCCUUGACUUUCUCCCCUGCUCUACUACCCCUUCUCUCGAACCUGCAGCCACAUCUCCAGUUCCUGAUCUGGGCAUCUCCACUCCCAUGGUCCCCCUGGCUUCAUGCCAUUACCAUUACCCCUUUAUACCUCCUGCUGAAACCCCCCCACACCCUCAACCACUUCCCCCUUCUCCUCCUGGUCCUCUGUUCUCUCAUUCUCUGUCACUGUCGAAACCAGCCCCUUGGCUCGCAUCACUCCCAGGCUGCCUGCUUUUCUAGUUCCCACUCCCAAGUUCAUGACUCCCUAUUCUCUGGCUCCCUGCAGCUCUUGUAGCUCCCAGCUACAAAGGCUCACAAGUGAAAGCGGCCAAUGAGAAGUAUUGUGAACAAGGCAUCUAACAAGUCUGAACCAAUUAAAGAGCAAAUUCUACUUCAAAGACAUUUUUUGAUAAAAUUUUUGAACAAGUUAAUUUAUAAUCUGUAAUGAUUAUAGACUGUAAUGCACUGAAUCUCCUUCAGUGACAGUUUAAUGUCUUGUGACGUGCCGUGCAAUGAAUACUUUGCAUUAUUUCAAACUAUUGCUGCCCAAAGAAGCUGUAGGAUCUCACAUUCCCCACCAAACCCCCAUCUCAAAAGUGUUCUCUGUAACAAUUAUUGGCUGGAUGAAUGCAUUGAUGAGGUAAAGAACGGGUUGGCAGACAGGACGGAGAAAGUAGGAAUAAACGUGUUCUUUUUAGAAUGGCAGGCAGUGACGACUGGGGUACUGCAGGGUUCAGUGCUGGGACGCCAGCUGUUCACAAUACAUAUUAACGAUUUGGACAAAGGAAUUGACACUAAGCUGAGUGGCAGUAUGUGCCGUGAGGAGAUGCUAAGAGGCUGCUGGAUGACUUGAACAGGUUGAAAAAUACCAAUAUCGUGGAUAAAUGUGAGGUUAUCCACUCUGGUCACAAAAACAGGAAGGCAGAUUAUUAUCUGAAUGGUGGCAGUUUAGGAAAAGGUGAAGUGCAAUGAGACCCGGGUGUGUGGUGGAACAGUCGCUGAAGGUUGACAGGUGCAGUUUGCAGUGAGGAAAGCUAAUGGCAUGCUGGCAUUCAUAGUGAGAGGAUUUGAGUACAGGAUCAGGGGUGGAUUGCUGCAAUUAUUCUGGGCGUUGGUGCAACCACGCCUUGAAUAUUGUGUGCAGUUUUGGUCUCCUAGACUGAGGAAGGACAUUCUUGCUGUUGAGGGAGUCCAGCGAAAGUUCAUCAGACUGAUUCCCGGAAUGAAAGACUGGAUUGACUAGGCUUGUACUCAUAGGAAUUUAGAAGAAUGAGUGGAGUUCUCAAAGAAACAUACAAAAUCCUGAUGGGGCUGGACAGGCUAGAUUUGGGAAGAAUGAUAUCCAGAAUUGGGGUUUUGUCUGAGAAUAAAGGGAUAGGCAAUUCAGGACUGAGAUGAGAAAGAAUUUCUUCACUCAGAGUUGUGAAUCUGUGGAAUUGUUGACCAUAGAAAGCUGUUGGAGCCAGUUCGUUAGCUACAUUCACGAAGCAGCUGGAUAUGUCCCUUAUGGCCAAAGGGUUCACAGGGUAUGAAGAGAAAACAGGAAUGGGAUACUGAAAUUGCAGGGUCAGCCCUGAUCAUAUUAAAUGGUCGUGUCAUUCAAAUAGCCUGCAUCUGCACCUAUUUUUUAUGUUUCUACCAUUUAUUUGCCAAGCCUAGUUACAACUGGAGAGGUUGGUGGUGAGCUGCCGUUACUCUGCUAUUAGUAAAUACUUCAGAGUUGAUUAACAACAGACUCAUCAUUUAAGCAAAUUCAAAUGUUACGAGGCUCUGUGCAAUUCACCCAAACAGAAAAUUUCUUAUAACUACUGUUAAAAUGUUUUACAUUGAGACAGUAAUAUCUCUAAUUGAAGAAUAAAUAUCAAUGUUUAGAGACAAACAAAAAACUGCAAAUGCUGGAAUCCAAGGCAGACAAACAGGAACAAAACCAAAGUUGCUGGAAAAGUUCAGCAGGUCUGGCAGCAUCUGUGAAGGGAAAAAAAACAAUCUGAUCACCAUUGAGGGCUUACCAUGGGAAGUUCUACUGCAAAUCUUUUCCUACUUGGAUAUAUCAUCUUUGCUGUGUACAGGCUGUGUCAGCAAGUCCUUCUACCAGAUAGCUAAUGACAAUUUAAUUUGGCACAGAAUCUACUGCAGGUAUUUCACAUAUAAGCGAAAGGCCUGGAAGCCCAAGGGUGUAGACAUAGCUACUGAGAAACUAAGCAAAAUUUCAAUACAGGACUAUCCCACAGGAUUCUGGAAAAAAGAGUAUAUAUGCAAAUAUGCAGGCCUGGGCACAAGAGGAGUGGGGCAGUUAUUGAAACCCAUCAAUCGUUAUACAGGAUUGCCAUCAAAGUACCAAGAAGCUGUGAAGUAAGAACUUUCUUUUCAAUUUUUUGAGGAGACUUGGAAGUACAUGUAAAGGGGCAAUGAAUUUAGUAAUAUUUGAUCUUGAAAACAUGGAGUUUACCAAUUAUCAUUCUGAUAUGGUAUUUAUUUGCAGAUUUCUUUGAAUAAAAAAUAAUUUUAUGAAUGGGAUGUGAAUUAAUUCUGUAUUGAUCCCUUGAGUGCUACAAACAUUAAAGACAUGUCUUUUAAUAUGUGAA